Prunus armeniaca (apricot) is the source of this 852-nucleotide messenger RNA. NCBI's taxonomy places the organism in Eukaryota, Viridiplantae, Streptophyta, Magnoliopsida, Rosales, Rosaceae. The record is from the annotation of a GenBank genome assembly.
AUGGCGGAAGCCGCCGAUCAUAUCUCUUCAGCUAUCAACCACUUUCACAGCAGCAGUAGCAAUGACAUGGUCGAGCCACAGACGGCCAUGGCCGACGAUGCUUGUAUACAACCACAACCACAACCGCAGCAGCAGCAGCAGCAACCGCACAUUGCUCUGCCUCCGUUGGUGGAGGAUUUGCUGAACCAACUUUGUAACAAGAGAAAGCAACCCCAGCCAGGCUACGACGUCAGGCGGAGGCUGGGUUUGCUGGGCGAGGAGAAGGCCCUCCAACUCCUCCAUGAAAUCGACGAGGCAAAAGUAAUUAAAACCCUCAGUGGCUUCAUCAUGUGGAUGAUCCAUAAUAAACCACAAUAUCAAUGUCCCUCUCCUUCUCCCUCUCCUUCUCCCUCUCCUUCAAAGUAUGCCCCUGUUUUUCUUCUGCAAACCCAAUUGUCUGCUUCUCCAUUUACGCCUUCUGUUCACAAAGAUGGUGGUGCUGAGAUGUGGCACGAGGCUGUGUUGGGGAAAUACUGUAAAUGUGGAAAACAGGCGAUCUUAAGGACGUCUUGGACAGAGUUCAAUCCUGGAAGGAGGUUCUAUGUUUGUGGCACACAAGGGACAAGUCGUCGGUGUGAUUUGUGGGAGUGGGCGGACCCAGAGAUGUGUGAUCGUUCCAAGCAGAUCAUUCCUAUGCUGUUACGGCAUAUCAAAACCACGGAGGAGGAACUUCAAUUGCAAAGAGCUAAAAUAAAGAAGAUUAGGUUUUGGUUGGGCAGCUGCUUGCUUGUGACGAUUAUUUUAGUGCUUUCUAUGUUAUCGAAAUCAAAUUACAAGGAUGAGAAACACCUGAAAUUGAAAUUAAUGCGAUGA